AUGAAUACAAAAGGACUGCUGAUGUUCGCUAUGCUCCUGUGUGUUGUGAUAUUUACGGACGCUGACUCCCGGAAACCGAAAGUCUUUCUCCAAGACUACACCAGCUACAAAAAUGUCUGUCGUGAAAUGGAUUGGGAACCAAGAUGCAACAAGCAACCGCCUAAAGGUUGUUUUGGAAAGGUUGUUGCUUUUCAUGCUAUUCUCUCUAACCACCUGCGGAAUGUACCAAAAAACACAAUAUUGAAACCUAGCAAUGUCCAAGCAAACGAAGGAGGAGGGUACAAUCCAACAACAGGUAAAUUCACUGCUCCUACAGACGGCGUCUACUCGUUUUUCUGGACCUACCAUACAAACAAAGGAUCCAUUGCUUACGUGGGUGGAUAUGUGGAUGGUAAACAGACUGCAUAUAUUGGAAAUAGUGGUCAGACAAGUUUGUGGACGAACACGUCAGGCCACCUCGUCGUUAAACUAACAAAAGGGAGACAAUUCUAG
This is a messenger RNA of Ostrea edulis (European flat oyster), 492 nucleotides long. RefSeq lists its product as uncharacterized. Lineage: Eukaryota; Metazoa; Mollusca; Bivalvia; Ostreida; Ostreidae. The record is from RefSeq and is a predicted model, not a curated record. The transcript is spliced from 2 exons. The coding region runs from base 1 to 492 and encodes 163 amino acids. Gene Ontology annotation, molecular function: protein binding.